Molecule: messenger RNA, 1401 nt
Organism: Acanthocheilonema viteae
Lineage: Eukaryota; Metazoa; Nematoda; Chromadorea; Rhabditida; Onchocercidae
Source: the annotation of a GenBank genome assembly
AUGGACGCCGAAUCGUCGGAAAGUUUCCCAGGAAAUAGUGACAAGUCGGUUGACCAUUCUCGUAGUGACCCACAAGCUGUGGGCUUUUCACACGCAAGUUCAGUUAUAACUGAUACGGUUACAAAUGGUGAAAAAGGCAUGGAACAAAAGCAGAAAGGAGGAUGCGCGCAAAUUUUGAACAGUGAGCACGGAGAUAAUCUGCAUAUAAUUUCUGAGGCUUCUUCGGGACAAAGGGCUGAAGGGUCUGCAGAAGAUGUAGGUGAUGAGGAGGUGUGUAAGGACGCCACUGAAGAUCAAAGAAUAGAGCUGAAAGAAGGAUCAAGCGAAAAUACUAGUGAAGCACUUGAAUCGGAAAAACAUGACAGCGUCGCGGCUUCAGCUGGCUCAUCUCCUCCACCAAGCAGUGCUGCUCCUGACGAAUUGCAUAUGGAUACAGACACGAAGAGUAAUUCGGAAGAAGGUGAUCAUAAGGAGUCGAGUGAGGUGAGAAAUGAUUCUGGUAAAGAAGUCGAUGGCUCGAAGACUGAUGAUGAAGGCGAUGACAAAACGGAUACUGAGGAAGGAGAAGGCGAAGAGCAGAAAAAAGAAAAGAUGGAAGAUACAGAUGUUUCAGAUAAAGCAGAAGAUAAAGCAAUUGAUACCACCGAUAAAAAAGAGGAAGGAAGUGCGAAACGUAUCUUGCCAAAAUGGAUGGUGCAGGACGCAGAUGCACCUCCAAGCCCAAAAGAAGAGACGGAUGAAAAAGAUGUGGCUGUAGCUGUCACAGAAAAUGAACCAGCUAGUGGUGCUCGAGGACGAGGACGUGGUAGGAAAGGGACGCGAGCAGUAGCUAAGCUCCAUAAUGAAGCUGCUGCCGAACCACCGCAGCCAGAAUCUUUGGCAUCUGGUCGCCCUCGUCGUUCGACACGGUCAAAUGUGGACUACGCUCAUCCAGAUGUAGCAACUGUAGUUGCUGAGCAAGAAGAUUUGGAAAAUGAGCUUCAACAAAAAGUUAGUCGAAGUCGUGGCAGGGGCCGCGGCCGAGGUCGAGGUGGACGAUCUACUGGACGUAAACGAGCGGCAGCUGACAGCGAUGAUGGAGAAGAUAGCGAUUCUGAAUAUGGCAGUAACAAAAAGCGAAAACGCGCAGGAAGUAGUGGCUCACGAGGUCGGGGACGAGGCAGAGGUCGUGGAAGACCAACUCGAAGUUUGGGAAAAAAGAGUAACAAAGAUGAGAGCGAUGAUGACGAUGAGGAAAUGGAUUUAUCGGAUAAUGAUGCUGGUGGUUCAACUGGUUCUGGUGAGGAAUCCUACAAGCCUGCUCCUUCGAAGCGACGCGCUGCUGCUUAUGCUGCUGAAGCGCACUCACCCAAAACACCGAUUAAAAAACGUGGUCGUGCUCCAGCAGCUAAAAUGCACUAA